Caenorhabditis auriculariae is the source of this 411-nucleotide messenger RNA. The record is from the annotation of a GenBank genome assembly. Lineage: Eukaryota; Metazoa; Nematoda; Chromadorea; Rhabditida; Rhabditidae.
UUGGUGUAUUUAUCACAUCGGAAUACACGUAACACAUUGGGAUCACAAAGACCAGGGUCGAUCAAUCACCAUUGCGACGAUCGUCUCGCCACUCACUUCGAGGUCGCACUUCCGUCAUUCGGACGUUAAGUAAGACGUCUUGUGGGCGAAAUAACUAACAUCAAAAGACCCCACAAUCGCGAAAAGGGCUCGACAACACACUUCAGGAAGCCGCAUGCUCAAAGAAGUCAGAUAGCCAAGAAUCUUUUGAAAUACUCAAGAAGUGCCGAACGCCAUUACGGAGGGAAAGACGAAAAGGGCUCUCUUUGCGGUUUCGCGAGCAGCGUGGCUCAGGAGAAGUUAUCACCUGAUGCCAUGAACACGGUCACCAACUUGAUUUUGAGAAGGAGCUUCUGUUGGCAUUUCCGAUGA